GUGGGCACCUCCUCGAUCUUCGACAAACAAAAGAAUGAAGCAGCAACUACUUCAAGCGCAAGUGGCAUCUUUGCACCUGCAGCAAAGUCUAGUGGCGCAGAGGGCUCGCUAUUUCCUUCGCAUCAAAAGGAGGAUCCUACAGCGGGUAACGACGAUCCAUGGGGCGCUGCCUCUGAGGCUGCGCUUCCUAUUUUCGCAGACCACGCGAAUGCUGGAGGGGACUUCUCAGUAAGUAGUGCUGGCGCAGGCCUCUUUGGGUUUGGUCUUUGUGCCCGUUCCGGAGGUCGUCCGCCUAUCGCAGAGGAAAAUCCUGCCUCGUCCGCGGAGGAUGAUACCAGUGAUGAAGCGAUAAUGAGCGACAUAGACAUGGAGGGACAGGGAGGCGCAAGAGGACCGGGCCGCAGCCCUAUUGGAGGUCGUGGGCGCAGCAUCUUCGUAGAGCCCACGCGACCAGUAAUACAACGGAACGAGGGUGAUAUUUGGCCACUAAGUAACACAGAACAGUCACCCGGAAAACUGUACUUUAUCUUGUUUUGUAAUACAGAUACUUAGAAUCUAGAGUAAGCUGAAGCUACAUGUUCUUGUCCUCCUAGAAGAAGAAGGGCCGUGGCGAGCUAGUUCUUCUUGCUGUUGUACUCACACCAUCACCAGCCUUGCUUUGUUAUAAAAUAUUGCUUUUCUAAAUUUAUAUCUAAGCCUAAACAUCAUGAUCAUGUCAUUGUCAUUGUCAAGCUUUCCUGCCUCAUUGUGACCUAUUCAGGUACAUCUAUCGUCGUCGUGGUGACCAAUUUGAGUUUGGUUCUUUUGGUGAUGGCUUUUCACAGCCGCCGGACGAAUGGGAUGUUCAGGGACUUAAGUUUUUGAAUAUCCAACUAGACGGGCAGCCCAACGCUCUUGCAACCAUUGGACGCGACCCAGAUCGAAACAACAAAAUUUUUGGCGGAGGACGAGGAGGUGCUUCAUCUAGUGCAGCAGGUCCAGCAGGCUCAGGAACACCGUUUGGGCUUAAAGCAGCAGCGAAGAAGCACCUUCUGGUACCAGAUGCAGACAAGUAUUGGCAAAGCCGCGCUCUCUUCAUGUGUCCCGCAGAGUUGCAAUCGAGCGUUGCAAACCAAGCUCAGUGGCGACGUUUCUACCGCCUUGCGGGUGUGGACAUCGACCAGCUCAAAGCCAACGUGCUGCAGAAAGCCCGCGACCAACGCGAGUACGAAGAAGUGGAGGCCUGGCAUCGGGAACAAUACGACAGUUGGAAGCAUAAACGGGCAGAGGCAGAGCGUCUGCUUAACACCGAAAAGCCUCUGCAAUGGACGGCUCCUGGUCCUAAAUCAGGUGAGGCAUUGGCAGAGACUUCUCAGGGAAAGACGGGAGGUAAGAAGAGCGGAUCCUUUGGAGGCAACCAAGCUGGUGGUAAAGCUAAAGCUCCUUCAUCUUCUAGUUCUUUGUAUCCGCAAAAAGGCAAAGCAAAAGGGGGUGCACCAGGAAGAGGCAAGCCAAGUCAACCAGCAUUUGACAACUACGCUGGCGCCGAGGAAGGCAAAGGAGAAAAACCUCCAGGACGCACACGCUUCGUGAGCCCGGAAAAAGUAACUGCCCUGGAGAACAAGGGAGUAAAUCUUCGUCAUAAAGCUACUGGAGGCUCAGCUUCGGUUUCGGACGCACAUCAAAAUAGAGACUGGACAGAUGUUCAGUGGGCGGAAUGGGAAGAACGAAAAGUAAAUGCUGCUCUGAAACGAGAAGUGAAGAAGAUCUCGCGAGCAGAUCAAGACGAUUGGAAUUACUACGAUGGUGGAUCGCAUGGUCAAGGUGGAAAAUACAACUCCUCGUCCUCUUCUGGUGGUAAAAAAGGCAGCAACUUCGGUGGAGGAGGAAAACAAGAAAAGGGAUUUAAUAACUCAGAAGGAGGUGGAGAAAAAAAAGGACAGAACGACAAAAGUAAAGGUGGUGGUAAGAAGGGUGGUGGAGGAAGCGACUUUUCCGGCAAAGGCGAUAAGUCCUCUUCGACAAACAAGAACGGAGGCAGCAAUAAUAAAGGCUUCUCUUCUAGUAAGAAUAGAGGCGGUGGUAAAGAUCAGGAAGCGCCGCACUCGCAUUACGGACCUGGGUG
Messenger RNA from Amoebophrya sp. A25, 2104 nucleotides. The record is from the annotation of a GenBank genome assembly. NCBI's taxonomy places the organism in Eukaryota, Dinophyceae, Syndiniales, Amoebophryaceae.